AUGUCUUCGCCCCCUUUAAUCUCUCCCAGACCAUCGUUACCGGCCCUAGACUCAGCCUAUCGCCGCUCCCAAUCCCAAAUCAUUGUCCCCGACGCUCCAAUGACACCCCCCAUGUCUCCGGGACAGAGUGAAUCCGGCGAAGAAGCCAUCGUUAUCGACGCAGUCCCUCGCUAUAGCGGUCCCGAUAUUCACUUUGACCAAGCACGCGCCAUGGAGGUUGAACCAAUCACGGUUGCGCCCCAGCCUCAACAUCCACUCAGACUGCUUCAAGAUGAGCAGGUCCACUUACAAAGAAGUGGUCUUCGUCUCACCGAUUUCGAAGUACGUGGAACUCUCGGCACUGGCACUUUCGCUCGUGUUUUGCUUGUUCGCCACCGUGGAGCAGCUACUCCGGGCUCCCAGAAUUACUUUGCCAUGAAAGUUCUGCGCAAGGCCGAGAUUGUUCGUCUCCGCCAAGUCGAGCACGUUAAUGCGGAGCGCUACAUUCUUUCUCGGGUCCAGCAUCCCUUUGUGGUAGACCUCUUCGCCACCUUCCAGGAUAGUCUCAACGUCUACAUGUUGAUGUCUUAUGUCCCUGGCGGAGAACUGUUUACCCAUUUGCGGCGUGCUCAGCGCUUCACGCCUGACGUGACACGGUUCUAUCUCGCCACCAUCAUUCUUGCCCUCAAAUAUUUACACUCCUUUAACAUCAUUUACCGUGACCUCAAGCCGGAGAAUCUUCUCCUCGACUCUCGGGGCUACCUUCGGCUUACCGACUUUGGUUUUGCCAAAAUCGUGGACGAUCGGACUUGGACUCUUUGCGGGACCCCCGAAUACCUCGCGCCUGAGAUAAUUCAGUCUGAUGGCCACGGCAAGGCCGCUGACUGGUGGGCGUGCGGUGUUUUGUGCUACGAGAUGCUUGUCGGCUAUCCGCCGUUCUUCGACGAGUCUCCUUAUGGCAUCUACGAAAAGAUUCUCAAGGGCCAAAUCAUCUGGCCUAAAAGUAUGGAUCCGCUCUCCAGGUCACUGAUCAAAGCCUUCCUUAACCCCGACCGCACCAAGCGACUGGGAAAUAUGAAUGGGGGACCCCAGGACAUUCUGGAUCACCCUUGGUUCAGAGGUGUGGACUGGGAUGCUCUGGAGCGUCGGGAAAUCAAUGCUCCCAUUGUCCCCCAUACUUCUUCCAUCGACGACACACGCCAUUUCCUGCAUCUCCCGUUACCGCGAGCAGAGGAAAUGCCUGGACUUAUGCGCGAAGAGCUGCAGCCCCCAGUCCAUGAAAGAUUCGAUCCCAUCGCCUACCAUUUCGUCGAAUUUUGA
Mycena indigotica is the source of this 1299-nucleotide messenger RNA. RefSeq lists its product as uncharacterized. The transcript is spliced from 3 exons. NCBI's taxonomy places the organism in Eukaryota, Fungi, Basidiomycota, Agaricomycetes, Agaricales, Mycenaceae. Gene Ontology annotation, biological process: peptidyl-serine phosphorylation. Gene Ontology annotation, cellular component: nucleus; cAMP-dependent protein kinase complex. The record is from RefSeq and is a predicted model, not a curated record. The coding region runs from base 1 to 1299 and encodes 432 amino acids. Gene Ontology annotation, molecular function: cAMP-dependent protein kinase activity; ATP binding.